Tachysurus vachellii is the source of this 2517-nucleotide messenger RNA. RefSeq names its product IGFBP domain-containing protein. Gene Ontology annotation, cellular component: extracellular region. The transcript is spliced from 4 exons. Gene Ontology annotation, molecular function: insulin-like growth factor binding. Lineage: Eukaryota; Metazoa; Chordata; Actinopteri; Siluriformes; Bagridae. The record is from RefSeq and is a predicted model, not a curated record. Gene Ontology annotation, biological process: regulation of cell growth; regulation of signal transduction. Bases 1561 to 2247 code for a protein of 228 amino acids.
UUCCCUUAACUGACAUUAUUUAGUUUACCUGAACAGCAGAAUUAAUACAUAACAUUAACAAAUAUGUUUAACGAACCUUUUUUUAACAAACUAACCAAACAAGCCAAAUACUCAACCUACAUUAACCAGUGUUUUUCCCCCAUCAUCUCCAUAACGAAUCAAAAAUGUCUGACUGGCAAAGCUGAGAAUGAAGGAACAUAGUUUAAAUUCAUUAUUGUUCAUUUCCGCUGACUUCAUUUUAGUCAUGGAUACAAUAAACAUCGGUCAGUGUCGGUAUACUGUAUUUAUCUAAGGAUUAUUACAUCAUUAGUACACGUAUUUAGUUCCUCUUGAGUAAUGUUCAUACGUAAUGUUCUUUCAAAUGAAGCUUAAUGUAAAGCAUUACCGUAGAAACCGUCACAUGUUUAUGGAAGUUUUGUAAGCAGUUUCAUUUUAUUUUUUUUUUUAAACUUCUAGGUGAUCAUGUUUAAAUCUGUUUGGAUGCAUUGAGCCUAACGUGUUGAGUGUAGUGUAUGAACUACGACAAAGCUUAUUUUUACCUGCACAGACAGAGCAGCUGAUGAUUGCGUUCCAUUGAUUCAGAACUAUGGAGCUAUAUUCAGUCACUCGUUUAAAAUAAUCGUGUUUUGUUAAGGUGUGUAAAUUGUUUCUUUUACAGCGCUAAUUUUUGAAACGUCAUGUUAUAUUUGCGGUUCUAACAUGUUCCUUUAUGCACAGUAUCACUAAACCAUGCAGGUGGGUAUUGUUACAAGAGAUUUUACGAUUAUUACUACGGUUACUUUAUAAAUGAAGUGCGUACAAGACGUCUUCUGGUGGAACUUGGGAAUUUCCAUUUUUAAAGUGAAAGAUUUGCGUGACGAAAUUUUACUGUCUGCAUAGCGAACGUUAGCCUUCUGCUGUGUUUUAUAGAGAUCUAAUUUAAUAAAAGUCUUCGAGAAAUAAAUCGUUGUGAUCUCUCUCAAUGCAUUUUGCAGUCAAAUCGGUUGGGAAUGGUACUAAAACACUGCUAAAAAAAACAUUUCCAAUUUUAGUUCACUGACAUUUUAUUUGAUUUAGCUGUUUGGAUAAUACUGCACUAGGUUUUCACCUUAUGAAACACAUUGCAUCCAAGAUAAACACUUAACAGUGGUCAAGGUGUUGAGGUCUGCAUGAAGUUUUAUUACAAUCAUACUGACUUGGUACACACAAACUCUCCUCAGAUAACCUGCCAAUGACCUAAUCUUGUCUUUGUUAGAAGAGGUGAUUAUCUUGAUCGUUCACAGAAUUGCCGCUCUCUAUUGACUACUUGACAAAGGGGCCAGUCUUUUCACUACGUACCAACUUAUCUCAAAUUGCUUAAAAGGUAGAAAUGGGUUUUGAAAGAAAAAAAAGAGAAGCAUAGUAUAGAGACUGUAAAGAUAAGACUUGGGGUAAUUAACAGUAAAAUGUUUCUGUAAUACUCCUUCAUCCAUUGGCUGUUGGGGGGGUGGAGGACUUGUAAGUGUGUGACUACAGUUGAUGUAGGAUCUUGAUGUAGGAUAUUAAAAAGGAAGGUGAUGGUUCAGGCCACUUUAUGCCAUCAUGGGUUACAGAGCGUUGCACUAUUUCAGUGUGGUUUGCGCUGCAGCGACUGUCGUGUGUAGUGUACGGAGCACUCCAAGCCCUCCGAGCACUCUCCAAGCCUUGCACUGUCCACCCUGUGAGCGCAUCCACUGUUCGCCACGAAGGGCACUGAGGCUCCAGUGUAAGGGUGGUGUAACUACAGGCAUCUGUGGCUGCUGCCCUGCAUGUGCAAAACAAGCCGGAGAGAGCUGCGGAGGAACAUGGGACUACCUGGGGAAGUGUGAUGAAGGCUUGGUGUGUGUGUACCAGGAGCAUGCUGAGAGUAAGCCAGAAGCAGAGCGCAAGGGGAUCUGCAAGUCAGUACUGGAAGUCCUUGAAAGAGACACUUGUCGUCCAGACUGUACGUGGGAAUUCUGUCAAGCAAACCCCAAUGAAAUCUGCUCUGCCAGGUCUGUGUCAGUGGAAAAGCGCGAGUGUGGAGGUUUCUGUCAACACACCACCUGCUCCAGCUGUUUGAUACUCAGACGUCCAGUGUGUUCUCAGGCUUGUGCUCAAACAGACCAUUUCUGCCUGCAUCGUUUUGGGAGGUGUGUGCACAGCCACGUGGAGGCGCACAGACAGGCAGUCUGCCACCAAAACCUGCAGAGCAACAGUGAGGGCUUCUUCAUGUGUCUGGCUCCUGCUUGUCCAGAUGCAGCAGAAUAAUUCUGCAUUUGUAAAGGACCUGCUCCAACAUGAACCACUGAUUUAAAAAUGUAGCAUAUUAAGGCAGCUAUUUUUACAUGAUACCAUUUUUUUUUACCUUUGUGAUUGCAGAUCACAGAUAGCAAACAAUCAGUUUAUUCAAUGUGAUUUAUUCCUGUGCAUUUGUAUUUAUAAAACAUGGGCUUUAUUUUCAGAUGUUUAUAAGAUUCGAUCAAUGCCGGUAUUAAAUAAAUGGAUUUUCUUUUUUAAAUAAAUUGAAUGAAAUUUUAA